AUGCAACAAAAUCAGCAUCAAAGGACCUUUUUCGGAUUGACUCAACAGCAAUUGGCGAAACUCACACCUCAGCAGCGUAAAAUAUUAAUCAUCCAACAGCUAAGGAAGAGAGCCAGAACUGAGAAAUUUUAUGAGAGUAAUGAGGAGCUGUUAAAAAAGUACGAGAACUACCCGGCAUCGAUGAUACUCCAUAUCCAUGAAAAUUAUUAUCAGUUUGGUAAUAGUGAUGCUGCCAUUGCCAAAAAUUCUUCCGUAAUUAAGGAAUUCUUGAAGUAUGUAGCUUUUGGCAUUAUUCCAGAAGCCCUGAUGGAGAUAAUAAGAGAUGGGGGUAUUAAGAUGUAUGACGGUGCUAUCUUCUUAAAAGUGUUCGAUCAUAGAAAGUUAGAUGAAAGUGCGUUGAAGGAUGAUGGCCGCGAUGAGCUGGAUGCUGUUUUACAUAGAGAGAAGAAUAAUGCUGGCAAACCCGAUACUGCGGCAGAUAAGAAUAAUGAACAUAAAAAUAAGGCUGGUAAGGAGAUUCACGAUAAUGAAACUCGGGAACCUGAGAAGACGAAUAUAUUCAAGCCAAAGGAAUACCGAACAGUUCUUCGGAUGACUCAGUCUAGCUUAUAUGAGGAUUUAUCUCUGCAGACAGAUUCACAGCAAUUUCAUGAUACUUUCGCACUUACUUUUGAAAGUGAGGUUUUGACCGCCACAAAUAGAAAUAUAAAUCUUCAGCCGGUUCUGAAUCCUUAUAAAUAUGAUAGGUCACUAUGGCCGGAUUACGAUAGUGUGACUCCUACUUACAAUGAAAAAGCGGACCAGCCAUUGCAUGAAGAUUUAUCCAGAUCAAACUCAAAAUAUGAGCAGAUGAUGACAGUACUCAAUGAAAUGUAUAGACAUAGCAAUGUCACUUUGGAUAAGGAUAAUGAAGUUGGAAAUAAGCCAGCUCAAUUUGAUAGACUUCGUUUCAUUGAAUCCUGGAAGAAAAGGAUGGCCUUGCUUAAGGAGCAAGCAGUUGGUGGAAGUAACAUGAAGCAUCCUCUAGGAAACAGUUUAAGCCUUAGAAAUACGUUUCCUGGAUCCGCUGCUGGUGGUACUGGAUUUGGUAUGUUUAUGAACAAAAAGAAAGAAUGA
Molecule: messenger RNA, 1116 nt
Organism: Brettanomyces bruxellensis
Lineage: Eukaryota; Fungi; Ascomycota; Pichiomycetes; Pichiales; Pichiaceae
Exons: 2
Coding region: 1-1116 (371 amino acids)
Biological process (GO): regulation of transcription by RNA polymerase II
Cellular component (GO): SAGA complex
Molecular function (GO): transcription coregulator activity
Source: RefSeq, a predicted model, not a curated record